GAGUACUCGCUGCUGACUUACUGGGUCUUGUGAACGCGACAGAUACGAAGAGGAGACAGCAAAGAAAGGCUUCGUUUAUCGCCACGCGACCCACGACUUCCCACAGUGCAGAAAAACACCAGAAUAAGCCCUAUGGAAGAUGAACCAUACCAACAUGGUUGAAGAGACUCGGGACGCUGAUUAUACGUAUGUUCAAGUUGCAAGGAACUUACAGGCGACGUACAGCCCUACAUUUCUCUACGAAGGAGGUCGAUGUGCGGUGGACAUCAAGCAUCACGCGAAGCGCUCGACUGUUUGCCUACGGGAGCAGACCAAGACCAAUUCAAACUUAAACAGGUGGCUGAUUUGCAACCUCCAGCCCUAUGUUGUUCCAAGGAGGUCGAUGCACGAUGCGAGGUCCACAUACCUCUCCCUCCAGCAACCUCCUCUCCACACCCGAACGACACCUCAGACACUCCAAAUUCACUCCGUACUCGCAGGAUACCUUCACACUACCAUGGGCUUUUCCCAACUCGGACAUACAGCGUUGCGUAGCUGUGGCACGGAGGAAGGUGUCAGUGCUGGGAAGAUAGCCGCGCUCGACGCCAGUCGAUACUACAGGCAGCGCAUUCAAAUUGUCAGCGCUAAAAUCAGGGUCGUGGAUGACACCGUGGAGUCGAAAUCUAGUCGGGUGGUCCUUUAUGGAGGUCUCUCAUCUGUAAUUCAUUCAGUUUAUGAUGGAUGGAUGGGCAUGCAGAGCAGUAGAGUGUAAAGGUGAAAGACCAAAACAGGAUAUCACCGCCAGUACAUGCGUCAACUAAAUUUGAAUUCUUCACAGAUACGGGUAAGCUAUAUACUUCUUGCAACCAAACACUCAGUUGAUUGAAAUAGCGUACGCGCUUGUGCUAAGCGUAGCGGAGCCU
Guyanagaster necrorhizus is the source of this 902-nucleotide messenger RNA. RefSeq lists its product as uncharacterized. The record is from RefSeq and is a predicted model, not a curated record. The transcript is spliced from 3 exons. Lineage: Eukaryota; Fungi; Basidiomycota; Agaricomycetes; Agaricales; Physalacriaceae. The coding region runs from base 140 to 751 and encodes 203 amino acids.